AUGGACAGGAUAGACAAGUAUAAAAGGGUCGAAGAGGACCAGCAGACUGGGAAAGGAAAGGCGAAGUUUGUCCCUCAAGAGAGAAGGGACUUCAGGUCGGACCGCUUCAGUAGCAGUAAUAAGCCGAGAAGAGAUUAUACGGAACAGUCGGGAUCUACAGGGGCUCAGAUAGUCCACGCUGUGUUCCGAGAGCCAUUGCGCGAGAUCCUGGAGAAGAUAAAGCACGAACCCUUUUUUCAAUGGCUGAAUAGGAUGGCGGGCGACCCCUCAAAACGCAAUCAGAAUCUAUAUUGUGCGUAUCACCAAGAGCCUGGUCAAGUCACUGACGAAUGUAGGAACCUGAAAAACUAUUUGAAUCGACUUGUCCGAGAAGGAAAGUUAAGGCAUCUGUUGCAACGCCCUGAGCAGUCAAAUGUCGAUACCAGGCAAAGCGCCUUGAGGCCACCCAUCGGCACGAUAAAUGUCAUUCUUGCCGCACCUAGGAGAACAGGUUCCGGUCCGUUCAGAGUAAUGUCAGUGGGUAAGUUCCCGACAGAGCCAGGCGAAAAGGGAUCCAAGGGUGCUAGAAGGAGGGCCCUGCCAUUAAUUGGGUUCACGGAGGAGGACAAGGAGGGAACCAUUCAACCCCAUGACGAUACCCUAGUCGUGACGCUCAGAAUAGGAGUCCUCCGUAGCGCCGAUUACACGGGGAGAAUAGCCAAAUGGGGAACCAUCUUGAGCGCCUUUGACAUCAGAUACAUGCCACGUACCGCCAUAAAAGGUCAAGUCCUCGCAGAUCUGGUAGCUGAAUUUGCGGAGCCUACCUUGGAAGGGGUGGAAGUGUCGGGAUCACUGAGUGACGAUAGAAGAUUGGUCAGCACGAUUUCUCUGCAAGAACACGAUAAGUGGAGAGCAUACAUCGAUGGUGCAGCAAACCAAAAGGGCUCCGGAGUGGGGCUCGUUCUAAUCUCUCCCGAAGGUAUAAUCUUGGAAAAGUCGUUGAGACUGGGAUUCCCAGCAACGAAUAACGAAGCUGAGUAUGAGGCACUGUUGGAGGGGAUGUCCAUGAUCCGGAGGUUGGGUGGGAAAUGCGCGAGCAUAUUCUCGGAUUCGAGACUCAUAGUGGGGCAAGUAGGCAGGGAAUUGGAGGCGAAAGAUGAAAGAAUGCAACGGUAUCUUGCCCGAGCUAAACGCCUACGAGCCCACUUCGAUGACUUCCGUUUAACGCAUAUACCCAGAAGCGAGAAUACCCACGCCGAUUCUCUGGCAACACUGGCCACAUCCUCGGCUCAGCCCCUUCCGCGGGUUAUUUUGGUCGAGGACCUCUGCCGCCCCACGGAAGAGGAGGCUAACGGUAUUCGGGCACACAACGUCGGUGAGGGACCAAGCUGGAUGGACCCUCUUGUCCGAUUCUUGAAGUACGAUUCCUUACCAGACGACAAAGUCGAGGCCGACAAAAUCAGGAGGAGAGCUCCUCGAUUCUGGUUGUCCGAGGACUCCAAGCUUUACAGACGUUCAUUCUCAGGGCCAUACUUGCUGUGUGUGCACCCAGGGGCUACUGAACUUAUUCUGGAGGAGUUGCACGAGGGGAUUUGCGGAAGCCAUACGGGGGGCCGUAAAAAGGCAAAACCAAUAUCCAUUCAAGAUGAAAACACAAUAGAAUAA
Messenger RNA from Quercus robur (English oak), 1644 nucleotides. RefSeq lists its product as uncharacterized. The record is from RefSeq and is a predicted model, not a curated record. NCBI's taxonomy places the organism in Eukaryota, Viridiplantae, Streptophyta, Magnoliopsida, Fagales, Fagaceae. Gene Ontology annotation, molecular function: RNA-DNA hybrid ribonuclease activity; nucleic acid binding. The coding region runs from base 1 to 1644 and encodes 547 amino acids. The transcript is spliced from 3 exons.